UUGUAUAUGAUAAAAUAGAAACAAUUACAUGUGAGGAAUGUGAUUAUAAACAAAUCCUUUGUUUUACAUGGAAAAUAGAAAAACAAUGGUGUAUUUCAAGAGCUAGUACUACAACUGGAAAUCAAUUUAUUCAAUUUAAUACUGGAUAUUAUUGGUUUAUUAGUGUAAAUGAUAUAAAUGAAAGUUUACAUAUUGUAAAAUAUAUGAAUAAUGCAAAUGAAAAAUCUCAUUACAAUAUUGGUUCACAAUUUGCACCAUCACAAAAAGAUAGAUUUUUACGAGGACCAGCAAAAACAGUUUUAGAAUCCAACGAAACUUUUAGAUGGAUUGAUCUUAACACAAAUAAUAUACAAGCAAUUCAGAGAUUAGAUGAUGCUAUAAAUGAUUUAAAACGACAGUUAGAAGAAGCGAAUGAUGAGAAACGUGAUAAAAG
Messenger RNA from Dentiscutata erythropus, 433 nucleotides. The record is from the annotation of a GenBank genome assembly. NCBI's taxonomy places the organism in Eukaryota, Fungi, Glomeromycota, Glomeromycetes, Diversisporales, Gigasporaceae.